AUCAUCUGUGUACUAUUUGACACCGAACGGUGAGGUAGGCUCUUUUUCUGUUUUCAGUGCUUAUUUUUCGUGAAAAUUACACGAUUUUCGUGAUAGUUUGUUGCAGUUUAUACAUUUUUGAUGCCUAUAAUUUACUGAGAGUGAAAGCGCAGGGGUGUAUCGGCGCACAGUGAACAGAGCAAUGGUAAUGGAGGCGUCCCCGUCACCGCAGAGCGUUGGCCGCGAAUUCGUUCGACAAUACUACACGUUGCUCAAUAAAGCGCCCGCCCACCUGCACAGGUUUUACAACAACUACUCGUCGUUCGUGCACGGCGGUCUCGAUGCGCCUAACCGCGAGACGCUGCCCGUGGUAGGGCAGAAGCAAAUUCACAAUCGUAUACAGCAGCUCAACUUCCGCGAUUGUCAUGCCAAGAUUAGCCAGGUGGACGCUCAGGCGACUCUAGGCAAUGGAGUGGUGGUGCAAGUGACUGGCGAGUUGUCUAACGGUGGAGCCCCCAUGCGUCGCUUUACUCAGACUUUUGUACUUGCCGCUCAGUCACCCAAGAAGUACUAUGUGCACAAUGAUAUCUUCCGGUACCAGGACAUAGUCUUCUCGGACGAGGAGGGUGAGGGCAGUGGCCGCUCCGAAGGUGAAGAGGAGGAAGUAUCUCCCGCGGCCUACUUCCCCGCCGGGGGCUUUCCUCCACCGCCUUUCCCUGCACCCCCGCAGCCACCGCACGCGCCGCUGGUGUCGCCCCCGCAGCCCACGCCCCCCGUGCAGCCCGCAGUGCAGCCUACAGUACAGCCCGCACAGCCCACGCAGCCCCAUCUGAACGGCCAUCCCCACGAGGACCCCACGAGGCACCUCGUGUCAGCUUUACAAGGUGCGUCGGUAACAAGUGCUCCACCGUCAGAGGAAAGCAAUGAAGUGAUCUCGGAGCCACCGCCUCAGCCCGAACCGGAGCCCGAGAGGGAGCCUACGCCCCCGCCGCAGCCUGUGUCUCAAGCACCGCCGGAGCCGAAGACGUACGCAAAUCUGCUGAAGUCGGGUGGAACUCGCACGUCUCCGCCCGUUGCGCCCGCUCCUGCCCCCGCUCCGGCUCCGGCGCCCGUUCCGCCGAUGGAGCAGCGUAAUCGUCCGCCACGUGCGCAUCCCAACGCUGCCGUGACCUCGGAGACUCGCGAGAACCGCGAGCCACGCGAGUCCCGCGAGCGCGAGGGUCGCGAGGGCCGCGAGGGUCGGCGGUACUCGGACUCGCAGCAGCUGUUCCUCGGGAACCUGCCCCACUCUGCGACCGAGGAGGAGCUCCGAGCUCUGUUCGAGCGUUUCGGGCCGGUCGCCGAGCUGCGCGUGCACGGGAAGGCCGCGGCGCCCGGGGCCACCAGGCACCCGAACUACGGCUUCAUCACGUACGAGAGCGCCCAAGCGGCGGCCGAAUGUCUGAACGCCGCUCCGCUGUUCUUCCCGCCCGACGCCCCGGAGACCGACCGCGUGAAGCUCAAUGUGGAGGAGAAGAAGACUCGCGGAAGGGACCCACCCCGUCGCCGUCCCACGUCUUCGCACCGCGCCUUCCCGCGUACGCCCUACCGCCGCUAGCCACGCCGCACUCAGGUGUGAGCGCGCGUCACGACAUUGGACGCCCGCCCCUUCGAAGGGACGUCUUCCUUUAAAUUAACCGCCGGCAUUUAUUCUGUAUCGCUAUACUCUACGAGACCGUCGCGCGAUCGGCCGGCACGGAAUCCCGUCACGUCCCGUGCUGUAAACACGCUUCGCUUUCUCUAAGUAGUUAGAUAGUAAAUUAAUUUUAUUUGCUCGUUGGAACUUGGCAGGGAACUAUUCUAUCGGCGCACUACGCACAUCAAUUCGUGAACUGGAAGUCAGAAAUCUUUAAAAAAUUCGUUUCCGAUUCGUUUCUUACGUACACGUAUGGACACGUAACGGAGUGCCGUGUGGAUAGUUCGACGGACGGAAACAGCGGUUUUUGUUUUGUAAUUAUUAUAUGUAAGUAUUGAAUUGCAGGCGCGCCUGUCGAGUUCUAUCGAAUUGAUUGUAUCGUUUAUCGUUAGGACUUCUAUCUUGUUACAUAUUAAAAUUAUUUGUAUGUGUGAAUAACAUUUAUUUAUACGACUAACGCAACGAACAGCAGGCCCCAGUUUCCUUAAAGUUUGACGCGCGGAUCUUGAGCUACACGGGAAUACAAAUUUGGUUUAAUAAAAAAUAUGGAGGCAUUUUACAAAAUUCUUAGUAAAUUUUGUUUAGUUUCGAUCAAAAUCCGUGCAAUCAACUAAAUAGGAACUAUUACUCUCUGAACUACUCGCGGAAAUUACCUUCAACUUCUGAUUCAGUUUUUAUAUCUUUAAAAUUAUCAUGGCGUUGCAUAUGUUAUGUCCAGUUUAGUUGGAGCUAGAAGCUGUUCUUAUUCUGGAAACCCUGUUUCAAUACUAUAGAAUGUGUUAUUGUCGCAGGCCAAGGGUAAUUUUAUAUAACAUAUUACCUGGUAAGUUAGGGUGCAUUCAAGUAUUACGUAACGCAUUGUUUAUCCCUCCACGUAACGCGCCGUAACGUUUUACUGUAACCGCCCUCCCCCCCUCUAGUAAAACAUUACGUGACGAUUUUACUGCGUUAAUAUUAUUAAAAACAAUGUUACGAAUAGUUCAAUGCCCCCCUCUGUAACACAUCGUAACGUCCCCCCCCCCCUGAUUCGUUACGUAACGUAAUACUUGAACGCUCCCUUAAUGUCUAUGUGAAACAAUUAAUUACAGUUUUCAAUUAGGGAAUGAUAUUAAUGAGAAGCUCUCACUAUAGUGGACACGGCGACAUCUCUAGUUCUCUAUGUACCUUAUUACCGUAUUUUUAUACUUUUUUAUAUAAUCGGUUCAGGCUUGAGAUGUUUUACGUUUUUAUAAACGUGCCUGCUUUGUGAUCGUUUAAAGGUUUAAGUUAAAUUUUCGUGUAUUUUCCUAUUAUUAGCGUAUCCGUAAAAUAUUUUAGAAAUAAAUUGCGAUUCGAAUACGAAAUCGAGUUCGUCGUUACUCCGAAGCCCGUUCGAGUGCACUUGGCCCGUUGUGAUCCAUUUUUUGUAUAAUUAAUAGUUACGAUAAAUUACUUUUUGCUUAAGAGUUUAGAUUUAUGAAUAUUUUUAUAGGCUACUAAUAAGACAGUGCGCGGGUCCACUCGGACGGGUUCCAUAGUCUGUGGUAUUUUCCUUGAAUGCAAAACGCUCGUGGUGUCGGCUGCGAAAUCUAUUAUUUUGUUUGCUUAUCAACCUUAUUCGUGAAAAAAUAAAUCAGUCAAUUGCACUGUUAAAAUAUUAUAUUUACACUUCUUAUCAUCACAGCGUACACACAAUUUGACAGAAAUUUACGAAAGAGUACUUUGUUGCAAUUUGGCAGAUUUUAUUUUCCGUUGAACUUAAAUUGUGAUUGAUAGUGGGAUUUUUGCAUUGAACAAAAGUAUAUGAUUACAUUGUGUGAGAUAUUUAAACAACACAUAUAGUAAAAAAUUCAGAGAACCGACACCACGAUGGUUUUUCUAAAUUACAUGUACUUAUUUAUUGUAAAUAGUUGCCUGGCGUACACCAUAGACUGGUGCCGCCCGGCCCUAAUCAUAGAGAAAGGACUCAGAUGCCCUCGUAACAUUGACCUCUCUCUAGAAAGAGAUAGAUGGGUCCAAAUACUUUUCAUAAUUUUUUUAUUGUCUCCCUCACACGCCCCCUAUUAACUCUAUUAACACUCAGUCCAUUCUCUAUGAACAUAUUCACUAAUUUUGACGUUUACUUGACAUUCUCCUCCGUUAUAGUCUAUGUAUCUUAGGCGCGAAAACGCAUCGUACUCCAAUAAUUCAACUGGAAAACAUUUAGUGUAAAUUGGAUUACGGAUCUAAGACAUUAAACUUCAAGUUAAAAGUGGUCCCGUGCUGGGCCGCGGUUGUUGCUGGCCACUCUAGUAGAACAUGUCUGGACAUCCCAGUGUAAGGGUUACAGCUGGUCCGCCGACCGACGCCCGUUGCCCGUACGCAGCCCUCGUGACGAUGUUUCCCACAUUGUAAUACUCUCGGGCCCUGUUUGUGAAGUGUAAAUGGUGACGUGUGCGCGACUGCAAUGAGUUGUCCUCUGUAAUAGAGAUGUACUUUUUGUAACAAA
This is a messenger RNA of Pieris napi, 4121 nucleotides long. RefSeq names its product ras GTPase-activating protein-binding protein 2 (gene rin). The coding region runs from base 182 to 1576 and encodes 464 amino acids. The transcript has 9 exons. The record is from RefSeq and is a predicted model, not a curated record. Gene Ontology annotation, cellular component: cytosol; ribonucleoprotein complex. Gene Ontology annotation, molecular function: mRNA binding. NCBI's taxonomy places the organism in Eukaryota, Metazoa, Arthropoda, Insecta, Lepidoptera, Pieridae.